Rosa chinensis is the source of this 1758-nucleotide messenger RNA. Its product is annotated as protein BONZAI 3. Gene Ontology annotation, molecular function: calcium-dependent phospholipid binding. The coding region runs from base 1 to 1758 and encodes 585 amino acids. NCBI's taxonomy places the organism in Eukaryota, Viridiplantae, Streptophyta, Magnoliopsida, Rosales, Rosaceae. The transcript has a single exon. Gene Ontology annotation, cellular component: plasma membrane. The record is from RefSeq and is a predicted model, not a curated record. Gene Ontology annotation, biological process: cellular response to calcium ion.
AUGGGAGGGUGCUUUUCGGACGUCAGAGGAGGGAAGCAGGCAGUAGGGGGAGCGCAACAAAGGCCAAUUAACUACCAUGAGGAUUGCAACGACGCCGUUGACUGCUUUAACAAGUCUCAGGGAGCUGUCCCACUAUUCACUCCACUCGAGCUAUCCUUCUCCGCCUCUAACUUACUUGAUCGUGAUUUCACUUCGAAGAGUGAUCCCAUGGUUGUCGUGUAUGCAAAAAAAGGAUAUGGCGAUCAAGAGGAAUUAGGGAGAACUGAAAUAGUAUUGAAUAAUCUGAAUCCCUCUUGGAUAGAGAAAGUUAGAGUUGCAUAUCAUUUCGAGUUUGUACAGCCGUUGCUAUUCCGUGUGUAUGAUGUCGACACAAAAUAUCACAACGUAAAUGUGAAGACACUGGAUUUGAAGAAUCAAGAAUUUCUAGGGGAAGGCACUUGUGCUCUUUCGGAGAUAGUGACUAAACAAAGUCGAAGUCUUACCCUAAAUCUCAAUGAUGACUAUGGACGUCUUGGAGGCCGGAGAAACCUAGGAACACUCACUGUACAUGCUGAGGAAUUUAGUGCUUCUAAGAGUGUUGUUGAGAUAAAAUUUCGUUGUUCCCGCUUGGAAAACAAAGACCUGUUUUCUAAAAGCGAUCCAUUCUUAAGAAUAUCGAGGAUGGUUGAGACCGGUGGUUGUGUUCCAAUUUGCAAGACAGAAGUGGUGGACAACAAUUUAAAUCCAACUUGGAAAUCACUGUGCCUGAGUAUGCAGCAGAUUGGAAGCAAGGAUAAUCCCUUAGUUAUUGAAUGCUUUGAUUUCAACAGCAAUGGCGAACAUGUUCUUAUUGGAAAACUCCAAAAGUCGGUGGCAGACCUCGAGAAACUCUACAAAGAGAAAAGCAGCGUCAACUUUGUCAUUCCGCCAUCUUCUCGUCAUGGUCAUGAAAAGCUCUCCAAGGGUCUGCUUUUUGUGGAUCAUUUUUGCGAGAAGGAACAAACAAGCUUUAUUGAUUACAUAUCUAGUGGUUUUGAGCUCAACUUUAUGGUUGCCGUUGAUUUUACAGCUUCAAAUCGAGAUCCUAGCCGAACCGAUUCUUUGCACUAUAUUGAUCCUUCUGGCCGGUUGAAUUCUUACCAGCAGGCAAUAAUGCAAGUGGGGGAAGUCAUUCAAUUUUACGACACUGAUAAACGCUUUCCUGCUUGGGGAUUUGGAGCACAGAUAGGUCGUGCCGUAUCCCAUUGUUUCAACAUGGAUGGAACCACAACUGGCUUUGAGGUUCAAGGAGUUGAAGGCAUCAUGUCUGCUUAUUCCAGUGCUCUACGCGAGGUUUCUCUAAGUGGACCGACUUUGUUUGGCAAAGUGGUUAACAGGGCUGCAGAAAUGGCUUCACAAUCCCUUUCGGAACACAACAACAAGUACUUUGUGUUACUUAUUAUUACAGACGGUAUCCUUUCGGACCUUCAAGAAACAAUAGAUGCUUUGGUUAGGGCAUCUGAUCUUCCCCUCUCCAUUAUGAUAGUUGGAGUCGGAACUGCAGAUUUCAAACAAAUGGAGAUCCUUGAUGCUGACAAUGGACAUCCAUUGCGGAGUUCGACAGGUUGUUUAGCUGCAAGAGACAUUGUUCAGUUUGUUCCCAUGAGGGAAAUGAAUGGUCAGAGGAUUUCUGUUGUUCAAUCGCUUCUGGAGGAGCUGCCUGGACAGUUUUUGAGUUACAUGCGGAACAAGGGCAUCAAGCCACUCUCACCUUUCCAUUCCAAGCCCCAUGCCUUCUAG